Molecule: messenger RNA, 1381 nt
Organism: Ictalurus furcatus (blue catfish)
Lineage: Eukaryota; Metazoa; Chordata; Actinopteri; Siluriformes; Ictaluridae
Product: GTPase IMAP family member 7-like
Exons: 2
Coding region: 1-1005 (334 amino acids)
Molecular function (GO): GTP binding
Source: RefSeq, a predicted model, not a curated record
AUGGCAGCAUCGCAAUGUACCGAGGCGUCCGGAGGUGUGCAGCAUCAUGCUCCUCAUGCUGUGUGUGUGUGUGUGUGUGUGUGUGAAUUCUUCUCCUCAGACAGUGUGUGUGUUGCGGAUCUGCGGAUUGUCCUGUUGGGCCGGACCGGUUCUGGUAAAAGCUCCACAGGAAACACCAUUCUGGGAAAGUCCGUGUUUCAGAGAGACAUCUCCCCGCUGUCCAUCACUCAGCAGUGUGUACGAGCCUGUGGUGAGGUGGAGGGGCGGAGCCUGCAGGUGAUUGACACUCCAGGUUUUUUCCACACUUGUAUGUCAUCAGAGGAGGUGUGUGCUGAGGUGGCACGGGGCAUGGUGGAUCUCUCCGCUCCUGGACCUCACGCACUUCUGUUAGUCCUGAAACCAGGAAAAUUAACUUCAGAGGAGCGCAUGACUCUGGAGUGGAUCGGCACCGUUUUGGGUUCAGCGGCCCUCAAACACACUUUGCUCGUCCUCACGCACGCUGACCAACUGCACGACAAACCUGCAGAGAGCUUUCUACAGGAGAGCAAGGAACUCUGGGAAUUCAUGCGGUUGUGCGAGGACAGGAUUCACAUGCUCGAUAACACAAAACAUGAAGAUCGAGCACAAGCGAGCGAGCUGGUGAAGAAAAUCGAGGCCAUGGUGGAGAGGAAUGAGGGGAAGUGGUAUAUCUGUGAGAGAAGGAUUCUGGGAGAAAAGGAGCAGGGGCAGAGGAGAGAGAAAGGAGAGGAUGAGAAAGAGAGGAGGAAGAAAGCCGAGCAUGAGUUCUGGUGUGAGUUAGUGACUGCCAUGGGGAAGGGGGCGCUGGAGAGCUCCGGCGUUCUGGACAAAGGGAAGGGGAAAGGGAAAAAAAGCAAAGUGGUGCAGAGGGCAGCGGCUUUAGCAUCCACGCCCCUUUCAGUGACAUCAGCUGCUAAAAUGGUGGGCGGGGCCAUGAGGGAAGGGAGCAAAGUGCUGUACAAACACCGUAAAACACUGCUGCAGUGAGCACACACCACUCCAGCAUCGCUCCACACUGUACCUGUGUGUUUACAACCAACACCUUCAGUCCUGAGUGUGUGUGUGUGUGUGUGUGUGAAGCAGGAGGUCAUGUAAAGCACCAUACACUAACACAAAAUAAAUUAUUCUACACAUCUGAUCAAAUAAAUCGAAUACAGCAGUGUGUGUGUAAGUGUAAAUACACUGCGAGGAUUGUACAGGGGAAGUGUAGAGACUAUAUACAGUACAUCCGCUACAGUUUCAUGAACGUGUGUCUUUACUGUAAUCCUCCAUCUUCACUGUGCUUCUAUUCUGAAAGAUUAUUUCACUAAUGGGAAAUUCUCCCUCAAAAUGGACUGAGACGAGCACACAGAACACUACUCCA